CUUGGAAGACAUACUUCAGCCCAUCAUCCCUGUGCGGUUCCUCCGAGAACUUGAAGACUGGUCGAUCUCUAGCCAUUCUCGAGAAAUGACACCCAUCUGGCAAGAUAUCACCGCAGCAUACUGCGGUCUAUUCUAUUUUGCGGUGUCGCAGUACGCUUAAUGGAUGGACGUAGAUCACGCGGCGCGAAUAAGGCUUCAACGUCGGCUAUGUGUUCAUCGUUAGGUGACUGCUCAUUAUCAACCGGUAAACGGAAGAAAAUGAACGGUUCGACGUGUGAUCCGGCCUAUGAUUUCUUUGCCGGUAUCGAUCUUAUAAAGUAUCUUCGAUUUCACCUGAAGCAAACCGAUACGGAACAGAAAAAUGCACUGCUUUUCGAAAUAUUGAAUGUCUGUGAUUCAUCAAAUUUGGAAUACGCAACUUCGUUGUUGGAAGAAAUGCGCAGCAAUGUAAGCACUGAAGAGGUCGACUUGUUUAGUUCACUCCCGCUGCCAAUUGCUUUAAAGAUUUUUCGUCUUUUGGACCCAAAGUCACUUUGCAAAUGCAUGUUGGUAUGUACUGCUUGGAGAAAUUUAUGUAUGGCACCAUGCUUAUGGAAAAGACUGUGCACACUUCAGCGCAUGUUUCGACUGUGCUCAGCAGAAACUGAAAAUGAACAGCUAAAGAAGCACACAACACACGAUGGUGUAGUACUGUGGAAGGAAGCAUUUAGUGAGCGUUAUCGUUUAUGGAGGAACUGGCAUGCAGGUCGCUGUGUUAUCCGCACAUUUGAGGGCCACACUCAAGGUAUAUCUUGCGUUCAGUUCGACGGUGACCGCAUUGUGUCCGGAAGCAGCGAUAAUACAAUUCGUGUUUGGGAUAUAAAGAGUUCUACUAUGCCAGGUUUAGGUACCAUGACACUGACGGGCCAUUCUGAUACUGUUCGUUGUUUGCACUUAAGCGGUAAUCGACUGGCUUCUGGCUCCAAUGAUUUAACAAUCAAGGUUUGGGGUCUUGCUGUAAAUCGGACGUGGUCUUCUAUUGCUUGUCGCCAAACAAUGAUCGGGCAUACGAACUUCGUACGAUGUUUGCAGAUGGAGAAGGAACGAUUGAUCAGCGGUUCGUAUGACCAUACUUUAAAAAUAUGGUCUACCGAAACAGGGCAAUGUACGAAGACUUUAAUGGGACAUAAUGGAGCAGUGAUCUGCAUGCAAUCCGACGGACACUUGCUUGUAUCGGGAUCGGCUGAUCUAUCGAUGAAAUGCUGGGAUGAGCGAAUGGAUAUCUGUGCGAUGACUUUGCAUAACGCGCACGACAAUGCAGUUACAUGUCUUCGAUUCGAUAAUGAGAGAAUUGUGUCGGGAUCUGUCGAUCGAACAAUUAAGAUGUGGGAUCUACGAACUGGGAAAUGUGUGCAAACAUUGGAUUGGAAAUUAAGUGAAGGUCAUACAGGUGUAGUUCGAUGCCUUCAGGUCGAUUCAUGGAGAAUUGUCUCAGCAGCAGAUGACCGUACUAUCAAAGUGUGGAAUUUACAUACGGGUGAAAGAUUAUGUACUCUUCAUAGCCAUACCGACGGUGUUACAUGUGUACAAUUCAGUGAUCAACAAAUUGUAUCGGGGUCUUAUGACAUGACCGUCAAAUUAUGGGAUUUUGGUGUCUUUUGAAGACCUAUGAUUCUUUCUUUGAAAAACUUCACUUGGCGUGUACACAUCAUUGUUAUUUCUAUGAUAUUUUCAAUUAUGCAUUGACGUUCUUUGACUGAAUAUACGUACGUUACCAAAGAUAGAGAUUAAUUAACUACUGCCAAAUUUAAUGACGGGGUGGUUUGAUGCAU
Molecule: messenger RNA, 1811 nt
Organism: Loa loa (African eye worm)
Lineage: Eukaryota; Metazoa; Nematoda; Chromadorea; Rhabditida; Onchocercidae
Exons: 12
Coding region: 160-1641 (493 amino acids)
Molecular function (GO): protein binding
Source: RefSeq, a predicted model, not a curated record